GCACUUGCACAAUGCCAACCGCCGGCACAUUGUGCGAGGGGCGUGUUAGCAGCCUACAUUGUUGGCCACGCCAAUCAGGAUGCACAUGGACAAGGAGGCUCAGUCUCACCACUUCACGCCGCAGUUCUAAACCCCGCACGCCAAGGCAAACUCCGUUCGUCCUCUUCGAACGCAGGCCCGGUCCAGCAGGCUCGAGCAGCCUCUGACAUCUCCGAGCAGCACCCGCGUUUGGGCUACGAUGGCCGACCCGCGAUCUUCCAGGAGCGCCGCCGCGGCUGCUGCCGAGAAAUCUCUCACGGGAAAGAACUCCGACCGGGACCCGGCUACACUCACCGCCCUUCGCGGCCCGAGCCCGCAGAGAAGCAGCUUCGCGGACAAUCUCUCUGCCACAUCCACCCUCGUCGCGCCCGACAUCAAGCUCCUGGGCCCCAAGGGGCACGACGGCCGCCGUCGGCACGGGCGAAGGAGCCUCGGGACGUCGCUUCGUCGUCUGACGCUGCCGUGUCUCGGGAGCUCAGAGCAAACACACAUGCAAGCAGUAGCUGCUCCGAGAGACAGGGAGACGAUCAAAAUCCUGCUGCUAGGGCCGUCCAACUCGGGCAAGUCGACGCUCUACAACCAGAUGCGCCUCCUCUACACCAAAGACGAGUUCCAGCGGCGCAAGCUCGGCUGGAGAGCGGCGAUUCUGGAGAACCUGCUGGGCCACGUCCAGGCCGUGUACCAGGAGGGCAAGACGCGUGGCUGGCCAUUCUCCCGCGUGGUCAAGCGCUCUCUCCGCGAGCUGUCCGACCUCAAGGACCGCAUCUACCGCUGGUGGGAGCUCGUCGAGCUGCCGGCCGAGGCUCUGGCCCCGCUGCGCAACCUGCGCGACAGCGAGAGCUGGCGCAGGGCCCUGCAAACAUACAGUCUGACAGACACGUCAGUCGACGCCUUUUACUUCAUGGACAUACUGGAACGGCUGUUCGACGGCAAGUACGCCCCCAGCACCCAGGACGUGCUCAACACGCGGCUCAAGACGACGGGCAUCGUGGAGACGGCCGUCGACGUCGGCGGCGACCUGCGGUACCGCGUGUUCGAUCUGGGCGGCGCGCGCGCCGAGCGCAAGAAGUGGAUCCACGCCUUCGACAGCGUCGACGUCGUUGUGUUCCACGCGCCGCUGGGCUCGUUCAACGAGCGCGUCGACGAGGGCGCUGAGGCGAGCCAGCUCGACGAAGCCCUCGAGCUCUUCGCCAGCAUCGCCAACUUGAAAUGGUUCACGCGCACGCUGAUCGUCCUCAACUUUACCAAAUCCGACUGCCUGCGGCGCAAACUGGCGGCCGGCGUCAAAGUGUUCACGACAAAACAACAGACGCUCCCUGACACAUGGCCGGACAAGAGCGAGACGGUGGCCAACGUGUCGGCAAUCUAUGCCGACAAGUUCCUGCGCGCUGCCCCAGAGACUGCUGAAAAUGUUGUUGUUACGUUUGCCGACGCGAACGAUGUGCUGCAGGCGGCGCGGCUGUGGGACCUGGUUGAGGCGAAGGUGCGGGAGAGGGUCGUGCCGUUUCGGAAUGAGCUGUCCCAGUCUCUUGUUGUAUGAGGUCCCAGUCUCGU
Lasiosphaeria miniovina is the source of this 1593-nucleotide messenger RNA. RefSeq names its product G-protein alpha subunit-domain-containing protein. The coding region runs from base 239 to 1579 and encodes 446 amino acids. Gene Ontology annotation, biological process: adenylate cyclase-modulating G protein-coupled receptor signaling pathway. Gene Ontology annotation, molecular function: GTPase activity; G-protein beta/gamma-subunit complex binding; guanyl nucleotide binding. The record is from RefSeq and is a predicted model, not a curated record. The transcript has 5 exons. Lineage: Eukaryota; Fungi; Ascomycota; Sordariomycetes; Sordariales; Lasiosphaeriaceae. Gene Ontology annotation, cellular component: heterotrimeric G-protein complex.